This is a messenger RNA of Cylicocyclus nassatus, 870 nucleotides long. The record is from the annotation of a GenBank genome assembly. Lineage: Eukaryota; Metazoa; Nematoda; Chromadorea; Rhabditida; Strongylidae.
AUGAACAUUUCGAUCAACGGCUUUCCCAAAGCUCCCGCGGUAAGCCCUUUAAAGCCAUCGUCAUCUGGAGCCGCUUUUGCGAGCGCGCUGUCCGAUGCGACUUCCUCGGUGAAGGCGCCGUCGGGGGAUCGGGCCGAGAUUUCCUCAGCCGCCGUCGCGCUGUCGGAACAGUCCUCUGACACCACCGCCGUUGUCGAUGAGGCUUCCUGGACGCGUCUCAUGCAAAUGCCGGAGGGUGAAAGGAAAGCGGCGGUUGCCAAGCAAGCUGAUGCAAUCAGCAGAGCCCAAGGACUCCCAUCUGGGAAAUACGACUACGAGCACAUGUCGCUCGGGCAGCUGUCCGUUGUCAGGGCGAAUAUGGUUCAAAACCUCGGUUACACGUCGGAGCAGCUCUCUGCGACGUGGAGCGUCAGUUUGCAGAAGGCAGACGGUGGAACGUCUUUCGGAAGCCCUGUUGACUGGACAACGCCCCGGAACGUGCUCAGCGAAUUGAGCCGCGAUCACAAUCGGUUGGUGGUCGGCCGGGUAUCGGGCCGACGGAGCUGGGCGGACGCGGAGAAGCUGGAGAUCCUGGCCGAGGCGUUCCGGCCGGGCGUGCGGGUCCGUGAUGUCAUCGCCCGGCGCGAGGUGUCGAGCAGCCUGAUCUAUACGUGGCGCAAGCAGGCGCGGCUGGGCAAGCUGGGCGGGGUCGCGCCUGCGCUGCCGGCAUUCGCCGAGGUGCGCGUGGCCGAUGUCGCCGCACCUGCGCCGCAGCCGGCGACAUCCACGUCCGGCCUCAUCUGCAUCGAAUUUCCGGGUGGCGUCCGAGUGAGCGUGGACGGGUCGGUGGACGCCGGCGCGCUGGCGCGAGUGUUGUCGGUGCUGCGUUGA